Phragmites australis (common reed) is the source of this 2193-nucleotide messenger RNA. Its product is annotated as transcription factor TCP14-like. The record is from RefSeq and is a predicted model, not a curated record. Gene Ontology annotation, molecular function: DNA-binding transcription factor activity; sequence-specific DNA binding. The coding region runs from base 614 to 1795 and encodes 393 amino acids. Gene Ontology annotation, cellular component: nucleus. The transcript has a single exon. Lineage: Eukaryota; Viridiplantae; Streptophyta; Magnoliopsida; Poales; Poaceae.
GACUACUAGUGGUCACUUUCUCUCUCUUUCUCCAGAUUCUCUCUCUCCUCUCCUCUCUCCGAGCACCAAGAAUCCAUUUAAUCCGUCCAUCUCUCUCCUCAAGCCCUACAAAGUACACCAUCCUCUUCCGCCUCCCCCCUCUCUCCCCUGGCUUCCUAGCUAGGGUCAUCUGCUCGUGCUCCUCUUCUCUCUCUAAAAUCACAGAUGAACCAUACCAAAUAGGCCAUAAAAUAGUGUGUGAUCUCCCACACGCACGCACAAACACAAGCUCGCCACCCACCUUCCAUCAUCCAUCUCUUCUCUCUCAUCAUAUCAUAUGAGGAAGGAUUCUUUCCAACCUGCAAAAUCUUUCCCUGAUUGCCAGUUCUCUCUCUCUUUCUCUCUCUUUCUCUCUCUCUCUCUCUCGCUCUCGCUCUCUCUCUCUCUCUCUCUCUAGCACCACCGCUACAUCACACCUAACCUUCUCGAGCUAGACCCACAGGAAGAAGAGGUUUUGGAGUCAUCAAAUCCAUUCCACUCUCUUCCAAACAACCACUUCAUUUACCCAGCCAAAAAAUAUACACAACAAGAUAUAUACUUAUAUCUGUGUAUAUAUACCAUGGCCUAAUUGACCAUGGACGUCGCCGGAGACGGCGGAGGCGGCCGCCGCCCCAACUUCCCCUUGCAGCUCCUUGAGAAGAAGGAGGAGCAGCCGUGCUCCAGCUCGGCUGCGGUGGGCGCCUCAACGGGCGGCAACGGGAAUGGAUCGGGGGAGGGCGGCGGGGCCGGAGGCGAGGUGCAGGUGCGGAAGGCGGCGCCCAAGCGGAGCUCAACCAAGGACCGGCACACCAAAGUGGAAGGCAGGGGGCGGCGCAUCCGGAUGCCGGCGCUGUGUGCGGCGCGGGUGUUCCAGCUGACGCGAGAGCUGGGGCACAAGACGGACGGCGAGACCAUCGAGUGGCUGCUGCAGCAGGCCGAGCCGGCGGUGAUCGCGGCCACUGGCACCGGCACCAUCCCGGCCAACUUCACCUCCCUCAACAUCUCCCUCCGCUCCUCGGGCUCCUCGUUCUCCGCCCCAGCUCACCUCCGCGCCGCCUUGCCCAACCCCGCCGCAGCCGCUCGGUUCGGCCGUGCUGACGCGUGGGACCGGGUUGUCGGCCUUGGGUUCCCUUCGGAGGGCCUCGCGUCGUCGUCGUCGUCGCCGUCCCCAUUGUUGCUUAACUUCCACUCGGGCAGUGUCGGUCUUGACGUGCAGCCGUCUCCGUCUGCUGCCGCGGCGGCCGCCGACAUCUCAAGGAAGCGGCGGUGGGAACAAGAGAUGCAGCAACAACAACAACAGCAAUAUCAGCAGCAGAUGGCGGGGUACACGCAGAGCCAAAUGCCGACCACUGUGUGGAUGGUGCCGAGCAACAACACGCAGGGUGGGGUGCCUUCCGGCGGUGGCAGCGGCGUUGGCAGUGGCGAGUCUAUUUGGACGUUCCCGCAGAUGGGCAGCGCCGCAGCCGCGGCUGCUGUGUACCGGGGGAGCGUGCCGAGCGGGCUACAUUUUAUGAACUUCCCUGCACCGAUGGCGCUGCUUCCGGGGCAGCAGCUGGGGCUCGGCCCCGUGGGAAGCGGCGGCGGCGGCGGCGGCGGCGGAGGUGUAGGAGGCGAAGGGCACAUGGGGAUCCUCGCCGCCCUCAAUGCGUACCGGCUACAUGCGGCGACGGAUUCCGGGGCAGGUCAGGGCGGAGGUGGUGGAGGAGGGUCUGGCCAGCAGCAACACGGUGGCGGGCGCGGCGAGCGGCAUGAGAGCAUGAGCACCAGCGACUCGUAGGACGGGUCUCCGAGGAUCGCAUGCAUGGACUGGUGUGGCUUUGAUCUGUUCUUUGUUUUGGUUUCAUUUUUUACUUUUUUGUGGUUUCCUUCCUCUCCUCCUAGCUAGACACUCUUGCAAGGAUUGCACGUAGCUGCAUUCCAUGGCAUGCGAUAGGAUCGGUCAUCCUACGCAAGCUGUGUGCUUGUGAGUGAGAGAGCGAGGCAUGUCAUGGGAAGAAGAGGGAUGUCAUGGGAAGAGGAGGGAAACGCAGCAGCAGAGAGAUUGUUCAUUUUGUUCUUUAGUUUUAGGGUUUGAUCAAAUGCGAGCAGAAGAGAUUUUUUAUCAAGCAUGGCAAUCAUAUGCCGUGAUGGUUCAUUUUUUUUCAACCAAGUGCCAGUUAGUUCUAGCUCCCAUGU